Messenger RNA from Glarea lozoyensis ATCC 20868, 1791 nucleotides. RefSeq names its product Protein kinase-like (PK-like). The transcript has 2 exons. NCBI's taxonomy places the organism in Eukaryota, Fungi, Ascomycota, Leotiomycetes, Helotiales, Helotiaceae. Gene Ontology annotation, molecular function: ATP binding; protein serine/threonine kinase activity. Bases 1 to 1791 code for a protein of 596 amino acids. The record is from RefSeq and is a predicted model, not a curated record. Gene Ontology annotation, biological process: peptidyl-serine phosphorylation; peptidyl-threonine phosphorylation.
AUGGCGGUCUUUGUUGGCAAAAGUCUUUGCUCGUCGCCGGUCUUAUUCCAAAAUGGAUUCGAGAAUCCAAAUUUGCUUAGCAAAAAGAUACGUUCUUUCGGCUCCCAUCGAAGCUCUAGUGGUCUCAGCAGGACUAUUCAAUCAGCUGUAGAUUACGGCGACGAGAAUCUACAUCGAUCCGUCACGACCACUCUCAAGAAUGGAAAUACUUUCCAUGAAUUCCCCAAGGUUGCGUUCUCGACCAUUAGGACUGAAAUGAGCGCUGCCCGUGUGGAGUGGCCUGAAGGGAGCAAUCGAUUUUUUGUCCCAGUCGAUGACAUGGAUCGUAUCUUUACCACCCAAUCAAUCGCAGACGGAUUGAAAUGGGAAGGCUCUACAAAAGAUUUACCGAUCAAGGCUCGGUUUGCACUUGCGUACAAGAUCAAAUCUAAAGCAAGAAAGCUUUUUGCGAUUCUUGUACAGCUGGGGAAAGGAAAUAUUAUACACGAUUUUCUAGAAAAGAGGAUAGAUGACAAUCAUUUACCCUUUGUACGGUCUGAUCGAGCAGAUAAGUCUGACAACUACAAAUUGUACAGCAGGCUCGACUCUUACUGGCAACUCGACUGUACACAGAACUGGGAUCAGGAUACCAUAAUCGACUUUGCUAGAGAACAAUGGGCUGUUGACGCGCCUGUUUUCGAGGCAGCUGCCGAGAUACAUCAUUACGACUUCCACGAUAACUGUAUCUUGCCAUUCAUCAAAGAUGAAGCAAGAGGCGAUAACGUAGCUUUAGGGGGGCUUAGUUCUGUUUGGGAGGUUGUGAUCCACCCAGCUCAUCAGAAGCUCUACAAAACAUCUCACCAUGGGCCUUCGUUCGCACUGAAGCGACUCCUGGCUACAAGCAAGCCAGAUUUUGACAGGGAGGUUAAGAUGCUGAAAGCUUUUACACCGCGCAACCACAGAAACUUGGUGAAGCUUUUGUGCACCUUCUGUUACAAGCGGGAGUAUUAUUUAUUGUUUCCAUUUGCAGAGUCAAAUUUGCGGCAAUUCUGGCAACAGCACCCAAUGCCAGGGUUGUCAGCCGGGAUGCCUCAGUGGGUUCUACUUCAAUGCAAAGAAAUCUCGUCGGCUUUAUAUCUCAUACACGAAUACCAGACCACCUCUGAACAGGCAUCAUUACUUAACAUCACCGACGACGAUCCAAUAUUUGGAAGGCACGGUGACAUCAAGCCUGAGAACAUUCUUCUCACUCAUCAAGACCCCACGGAGACAGAUAAAGUCAAACAACAACGCAUCUGUCUGAUUGCAGAUUUCGGUUUAAUGGAGCUUCAUCGGCGACCCACAAGAUCAUUGAUAGCCCCUGAUAAGAUAAACGGAUCUCCGUCAUAUGAACCACCAGAGCUCAUUCUCAGAAAGGACAUAUCUCGAGCUUGUGACAUUUGGAGCCUUGGCUGCGUGUUCCUGGAACUUCUCACUUGGUUGGUUUUGGGAUGGUCCGAAGUAGAAGCAUUCACUCAAGUUCGAGCACAAUUCGGGAGAAACGGGACGCCAGAUUACAAGUUCUAUACUGUUGUCACUGAUGCGACAGCCGUUGUACGCAAAAGUGUUAAGGCAUGGAUAGUGAAGCUGCAGAUCCACCCAAACAGCUCACCAUUCGUCGCCGACUUUCUGGAUAUGGUGUUUGAAGAAAUGCUAGUCAUAGAUCCUACUAAACGCAUUCGAUGUGGCCCGCUAAAUGAGAGAUUGGCCGGGUUGAAGGAGAAAGCACAAAAAGAUCCAAAAUAUUUUAUGAAAGCCACGGGGCUCUCAUAA